AUGGUUCGAUUAAAACGCUCGCAUUUUUUGGCAACUGCAGUUGUUUUCCACUUGCUCUAUGUAUAUUCUGAUCUUCGACAUUUAGUUCCUGACGGUCUCCGUGCGGACAAGACCUUUCAACAAUUCCCCGACCCGUCCCCAGACGCCCCCACAGAUGAGUCGGCUCAGGUACCACGCCACUUAGCUCCCUUUCUGCGCUCACGAGUGUUGAAACAUGGUACCUUCGGAGUCUCUCAUACACGAGUACCGACCGAAUCGCGCCCAGGCCAUGUGGCCCUUGUCGCAGGCCUCUACGAAGACGUCUCCGCUGUGACCACGGGCUGGAAGCUGAACCCAGUGGGCUUCGAUAGCGUGCUGAACCGCAGCCGACAUGCGUGGAGCUGGGACAUUCCGGACAUCCUGCCGAUGUUCGCGCAGGGGGGCCGCACCAGGCCGCGUGGAUACAGACAUGUACAGCGCCGAGGCGGAAGAUUACAGCAAGGACGCCACCGAGCUAGAUAUCUGGGUCUUCGACCGCGUGAAGCGCUUCUUCCAUUCCGCCACCGAAGACCCAAGCUUGGAGACUGCCCUGGGACAAGAUCAGAACAUCUUCUUUCUCCAUCUGCUCGGACUGGACACUCCGGCCACUCUUUUCGACCCUACUCGUGCGAAUAUCUGCAUAAUCUCCAGGUUGUCAACAACGGCACGACCAGACGGCUUUUGUUUUUACCGCGGGGCCAUGGGAUGAGCGACUUGGGCAGCCACGGGGAUGGACACCCAGACAAUACCCGGACGCCCCUCAUCGCGCGGGGCACUGGCGUGGCUCGUCCCAAGGCAGGGCCCCUGGGCAACGUGGCGGCUGGACACGAUGAGUUUUCUGCCGAUUGGCACCUGGAUCAUGUGCAGAGACAUGAUGUCGCCCAGGCUGAUAUUGCGGCGCUGAUGGCAUAUCUGGCGGGGAUUCUGUUUCCCGUUAACUCGGUCGGACGCCUUCCGUUGCCUUAUCUCAAUGCAUACGAGUCCAGUCAGGCGGAAACGAUGUUGGUUAAUGCGCUGGAGAUCUUGGAGAUGUAUCGAGUUCGAGAAAGUCGUAUGAUGGCCUCGAAGCUCUGGUACGUGCCCUUUCCGGCACUCAGUCACGACCAAGAUCCAGAACAAGAAGAAAGAAUUGCUCGAAUCCGUAAUGCGAUCCGCUGUGAGGAUCUGAUCGACCUGUCUCUUCAGGGCUUGCGAUACCUACAGACCUAUGAUUGGCUCUUUCUUCGAGCCCUAACUAGCGUUGGAUAUCUGGGUUGGAUGGCCUUCGCUCUCAUGAACGCGCUCAGCCACUUUGACGUACCAAGCGCGGAUAUGAUGGGAUUUGUCAGUCUUGCUCUUCUGAUGAGACUGUAUUCGCAGAAGUCUCCGAUGCAAUAUUUUGAGUACGCUGUAUUCCCGGUUCUAUUCUGGGCUGAGGUAUGGGCCUGUCAAGAUACCUGGACCCAGACCAUCAGGGCACUUCCCAAGCGGAUAUCCGCCAGCAACGUGACUGCAGAUGUGGCCGUUAUUAUGAUCGCAGGAUUUCCACAUUCAUCUACAUUGUGGCCCGCUAUCUAUGGCAUCGAAUUUAUUCAUGUCAAUCGUCUCGUAUGUUUGGCGUGGGCAGUCCAAUGUGGUGCUAUGAGCAUUUUCACCCUUCUUCCGGCCAUGAAAACGGAGGAACUACUUUGA
Molecule: messenger RNA, 1689 nt
Organism: Aspergillus uvarum CBS 121591
Lineage: Eukaryota; Fungi; Ascomycota; Eurotiomycetes; Eurotiales; Aspergillaceae
Exons: 6
Coding region: 1-1689 (562 amino acids)
Biological process (GO): GPI anchor biosynthetic process
Cellular component (GO): endoplasmic reticulum membrane
Molecular function (GO): mannose-ethanolamine phosphotransferase activity
Source: RefSeq, a predicted model, not a curated record